AUGAUCAGUAAAAGAUUUUUUACUAAUUAUUUAUUAAUAUUUAUAUUUAUUACUAAAUAUUGUUAUAGUGAUUUAGCACCAACAAUUGAAACAUUACCAUUGACUGCUGAUGAAAUGAAAACUCUAACAUUGGUUCGAGAUCAAUCAACAAAUUCAGGAAAGAUAAAUUUUGAUGAAUUUUAUAAACUUUUAAAAGAAAAAAAUUUAGAGUUAGCAAAUAAAAUUUCCUCAGCCAGAGAGGUAUGGAAUAAUAAGUUUGACAAUCUUCAGACAGAUGCUAAAGCAUGGAUGGAAGAGGUAAGACAAGCUAAACCUACUAAUGGUAAAACAUUAACAAGUGAUGAAAUGUCUAAAACAAUGAAUAAAAUUCGGACAAGUUUUAAUAGUUUAUCUGAGGAUGCAAAAAAAGAAUUAGAAGAAAAUUUUCCAGCUGUUGUAAUGCAAAUGGGAAUAGAAAAUAAUAAUCAUAUAAAUAUAGUAACAAAAGAACCUAAUGAAGAAUGA
Strongyloides ratti is the source of this 504-nucleotide messenger RNA. Its product is annotated as Nematode fatty acid retinoid binding family and EF-hand domain pair-containing protein. The coding region runs from base 1 to 504 and encodes 167 amino acids. The record is from RefSeq and is a predicted model, not a curated record. NCBI's taxonomy places the organism in Eukaryota, Metazoa, Nematoda, Chromadorea, Rhabditida, Strongyloididae. The transcript has a single exon. Gene Ontology annotation, molecular function: lipid binding.